Messenger RNA from Spathaspora passalidarum NRRL Y-27907, 451 nucleotides. RefSeq lists its product as uncharacterized. The record is from RefSeq and is a predicted model, not a curated record. Gene Ontology annotation, cellular component: membrane; endoplasmic reticulum. Gene Ontology annotation, molecular function: dolichyl-phosphate-mannose-protein mannosyltransferase activity. The annotation marks the transcript as partial. NCBI's taxonomy places the organism in Eukaryota, Fungi, Ascomycota, Pichiomycetes, Serinales, Debaryomycetaceae. The transcript has a single exon. Gene Ontology annotation, biological process: protein O-linked glycosylation via mannose.
UCAUCAAUUGCAAUUACAACUAUUCAAUUGAACAAUGUCCACGUCUGUUGAACCCAAUAACGAGGAUACCACUCUUCGUCAACGUAAGGUCGACAACAGCAAGUCUACCGUUGCUGAAAAAUACGACGAAGAUAAGGCUGACUUGAAAAGAACCAAGUAUGACGAAACCAAAGAAUUUGUUGAUUCAUUAAAGAAAUUGGAAACCAUAUUGGCCCCAAUCUUGCUCACCCUUUUGUCAUUCUUUGUCAGAUUCUACCGGAUCUCCAAGAAUAACCAUGUUGUUUGGGAUGAAGCGCAUUUUGGUAAGUUUGGGUCAUACUAUUUAAGACACGAAUUUUACCAUGAUGUCCAUCCUCCUUUAGGGAAAAUGUUGGUCGGGUUAUCCGGUUACUUGGCCGGUUACAAUGGUUCCUGGGAUUUCCCCAGUGGUGAAGAAUACCCUGACUAUAUU